AUGCUUAUCGACGGUCAAAAGUGGGCUUGUGAAGCUUGCAUACGGGGACACCGUGUGACCAGCUGCAAACAUCAUGAUCGACCGUUGAUUCGCAUCAAACGCAAGGGACGACCAUUCGCCACUUGCACCGUCUGUCAUUCAACACCGUGCACAGCACCAAGCGAGCACGCCCGCGCAAAGCGCGAAGCAGAGCUCAAAACUCCCUCAAAAAAAGCAGCGCACGGCAGACUCUAUCCCCGCCACCACAACCCUCACGGUUUCCUCCCUAUCGCGCCUCGACCAAAUGGCAAAGACGCCCAAGGCGCAUCCUCGCGGAAUAGCGCCGGUCCGCAGUCCUCGCAGUCGUCGGCGCGCAUCUCUCGCUCCGGCUCGACGAGUGCCUCGGCCUCCGAGUCACAUACCCCCGUUUAUCCCGAGUCAUCUUCGCGUCGUGGUUCAGCCUUGACGGCAGACUGGUCGGGAUCAGAGGGGUCGGGGCCCGAAUCAGGCCAUCUGACGAAAUCCACUACAUACCUGGCGCGGAAUUUGUCCACGCCCCAGGAUAACACUAUACCGUCGUAUGCUCGAUCAGGGGCAGAGGAUUUUGCUCUGGACCCGCUGUUAAUUGAGCAUACCUUUGACCCCAUUCCUCUGGAGGGCAGCAAUCCCUUCGAGACCCCCUUGGAUCCUUCGCUGACAUUGAAUGAUUCCUUGGGGUAUUUGGAAAAUAUGGACAUUGAUGUGACUGAAGGAUUGUCAGAUGAAGUCUUUCAUAUCGAGGACUGGUCGCGAUAUAUGUGGUCGCCUGAGACCGGCUUUGAACAUCUAGAUACAGGAUUCCCCCCUGUUACACUUCCACCUGUGACGCAAUAA
Molecule: messenger RNA, 852 nt
Organism: Penicillium manginii
Lineage: Eukaryota; Fungi; Ascomycota; Eurotiomycetes; Eurotiales; Aspergillaceae
Exons: 4
Coding region: 1-852 (283 amino acids)
Biological process (GO): intracellular iron ion homeostasis; intracellular copper ion homeostasis; positive regulation of transcription by RNA polymerase II
Cellular component (GO): nucleus
Molecular function (GO): RNA polymerase II cis-regulatory region sequence-specific DNA binding; copper ion binding; DNA-binding transcription factor activity, RNA polymerase II-specific
Source: RefSeq, a predicted model, not a curated record